AUGGCCGCCACACUCGCAAAUGGAGGUGUGUGUCCACUCAGUGACGAAUUGUGCAUCCAUCCAAGACCAUGUCGAGACGUUCUUUCCUUGAUGUAUUCGUGUGGAAUGUAUGAUUACUCAGGAAAAUUUGCUUUUUCGGUUGGUUUGCCGGCCAAAUCGGGUGUUUCGGGAGCAAUGAUCGUUGUGGUUCCAAAUUUGAUGGGGAUUUGCCUUUUUGCGCCACCACUUGACAAAAUGGGAAAUUCCACGAAAGGAGUCGUUUUUUGUCGGAAACUCAUCCAAAGCUUCAACUUCCACAACUACGACUCGUUGCUGCACGCAGACACAAAGAAGUUUGAUCCGAGGAGAAGAAUUGGAAACAGAGAUACAGAGCUGGUGGUGUCACUCUUAUUUGCCGCUCAAUAUGGAGAUUUCGAAGCGGUGCGACGACUUUUCAUGCAAGGAACGAAUAUGGAAAUGGCCGAUUAUGAUGGACGAACCGCUCUGCACAUUGCUGCGGCUGAAGGGCACGCUCAUCUCGUGAAAUUCUUCCUGCAUGUUGCUAAAGUGCAUCACAAUCCAAAGGACAGAUGGGGGCGAGUGCCUAUUGAGGAUGCUCGACAAUUCAAACAUGAUGAAUGCAUUCGGCUACUUCUACGAGCACAAAUGAGAGAUGGUAGACAAUAUCCCACGAUUGAGGAAAGUAGUGCGGUUAAUGGAAAUCAUCAGAAUGGAAAACAUGUGGAUGGAGACGAAUCAUCCUCAGGUGAUGAACUCUCAAAUGGAAUUGGUGUAAUGAUGAUCGAUGAUAAAGAGCUUGACACCCUUCCACAACGUAAAGGUUCAUCCAGAAGAGGGAAUACAUUGAUGUUGAAUGGGCAUGCUUUAGACAGUAUCAAAGAAGUGACCCCGGUAUCUCCAUCGACCCCAUCAAAUCUGUCAGCUCCUCCAUUCCCAAAGACUAUAGCCGCUGAUAGAAACGAGAACCCA
Messenger RNA from Mesorhabditis belari, 969 nucleotides. The record is from the annotation of a GenBank genome assembly. NCBI's taxonomy places the organism in Eukaryota, Metazoa, Nematoda, Chromadorea, Rhabditida, Rhabditidae.